AUGCCAAAACGAAGUGCGGAAGAAAAAAUCGAGUGUUACGAACGCAAAAUUAGAAAAUUACGUGAACGCGAUAUCGGACGACAUCGCCGAAUACGCGUCAUAUCAUCCGAUUCUUCCAAUAGUGAAGGUGUUGAAGAUGCCGACCAACCUGAGUUAAGCCUUAAAAAUAAUGCGAAGGAUCUCGGGAACUCUUCAGGACAGUGUCCCACACCAUCCAUCAGAGAGCCUGAGCCCAUGCCGGAGCCCGAGCUUACGCCAGAACCUGAGCUCGCAGUGGAGCCAGUGUCUAGACCAGAGACCAGGACAGAGAAACCAUUAGAGCCACUGGCUUUAGAGGCAACCUCGUUGGAACAAAACCCGAACGAUGAAUCAGCCGAACCAGAAUUGGACCCUGAACUUUUAGAAGCCCUCGGUGAAUCCACCAGCGAUACCCCAGAGUUUGGAGAAAGAAUUCACGAGAGUUUAGCCAAAUUGUGGCUUCCUCUACUCGUCAAAGGCUUGCCAAAAGAUCAUCAUCAUCAUUACAGCCCUUCACAAGUCCACUGCUGA
This is a messenger RNA of Parnassius mnemosyne (clouded apollo), 549 nucleotides long. Lineage: Eukaryota; Metazoa; Arthropoda; Insecta; Lepidoptera; Papilionidae. The record is from the annotation of a GenBank genome assembly.